Molecule: messenger RNA, 3264 nt
Organism: Terrapene triunguis (Three-toed box turtle)
Lineage: Eukaryota; Metazoa; Chordata; Testudines; Emydidae
Gene: BCAT1
Product: branched chain amino acid transaminase 1
Exons: 12
Coding region: 157-1377 (406 amino acids)
Biological process (GO): L-valine biosynthetic process; L-leucine biosynthetic process
Cellular component (GO): mitochondrion
Molecular function (GO): branched-chain-amino-acid:2-oxoglutarate transaminase activity
Source: RefSeq, a predicted model, not a curated record
UCCUUCUCACAGCUGCAACGUGUCCCAGCAGGGAGGCGUUGCAUAGGGAGAGACAGAUAGUCCGUAGGCGCUUCAUUCUGCUCGCUGGCCGAAGGGAGCGGGGCCGCGGAGAAAGCUCUUCCUGCCUCAUCUGGCAAUUACUGCUCUUGUACUAGCAUGAUGAAGGGCUGUCAGAACGAGUGCCCAGCUGGAGGAUGUACAGGGGGAGCCACAAAGCAAGCGCCUGAAUCUUUCAAGGCUGCAGACUUAAUUAUUAACCCAGCUACCACUUUCAAGGAAAAACCAGACCCCAGUGGUUUGGUGUUCGGAACUGUUUUCACAGACAACAUGCUGACAGUCGAAUGGUCUUUGACUUCAGGAUGGGAGAAACCUUAUAUUAGGCCUCUUGAGAACCUUUCAUUACAUCCAGCCUCAUCAUCUCUCCACUAUGCUGUGGAACCAAGAGGAGAGACAGAGGAGAAUCUGGUCCCAAUGGUGUGGCUCAAUGAAUACACACUGUUUGAAGGAAUGAAGGCUUAUCGAGGAGUGGAUGGUAAAAUCCGCCUGUUCCGUCCAACGCUCAACAUGGACAGGAUGGUGCGGUCAGCGGCGCGAGCAACACUGCCAUGUUUUGACAAGGAGGAGCUAUUAGAGUGCAUCCGGAAGCUUGUGGAAGUGGAAAAAGAGUGGGUCCCGCGCUCUACAUCUGCAAGCCUGUAUAUCCGCCCUACUUUAAUUGGAACAGAGCCUUCUCUUGGAGUCAAGAAGCCAACUAAAGCCCUGCUGUAUGUUAUACUGAGUCCUGUGGGCCCAUACUUUGCAAGCGGAAGCUUUAAUCCAAUAUCCUUAUGGGCAGAUCCCAAAUAUGUAAGAGCCUGGAAAGGAGGAACGGGGGACUGCAAAUUGGGAGGGAAUUAUGGUUCUUCCAUCUAUGCCCAGCGUGAAGCUAUGGAAUUAGGGUGUCAGCAGGUUCUGUGGCUGUAUGGAGAGGAUCAUCAAAUCACUGAAGUCGGAACAAUGAAUCUUUUCCUGUACUGGGAAAAUGAAGAUGGAGAAGAGGAACUGGCAACCCCACCGUUAGAUGGCAUCAUUCUUCCUGGAGUGACGAGGCAGAGCAUCUUGGAUCUGGCACGCAAGUGGGGAGAAUUUAAAGUGUCUGAGCGGUACAUCACCAUGAGUGAUCUGACAGCUGCCUUGGAGGAAAACAGAGUGAAGGAGAUGUUUGGUGCUGGGACAGCUUGUGUCGUAUGUCCUAUUUCUAAAAUAUUAUACAAAGACAAGAAUUUGCACAUUCCAACUAUGGAGAAUGGACCUCAGUUAGCAACCCGCUUCUUGAAUCAGCUGACUGAUAUCCAAUAUGGAAGAGAAGACAGCGAAUGGACACUCCUGGUGUCAUGAAUGCAGAGUGGCGGGGAUCAGACCUUCCAUACACUACCCGACAGGCCAAACCGUUACACCAGAACAAUCACCGAUUUUCUGUAGCUGCCCAUUUAGAGCUGUGCGUAGGGUAGUCAGUGUUCUCCCUUUCCUCCCCAGGGUGAUUUGUUUCCACAUGCCAGGGAAUGUGAACACAAUCAUUAUGAUUUCUACCAUAGUCUUACUAAUAGAAGCCUAUCUUCUUGUUAGAGAUGCUAGAUGUAAGCAAUAGAACUGUCCCAACUGUUUUCUUGGUGCCUCCUUGUGUCUUAUGUACAGUCCAAAAACUUGUCAAAUACUCUUCAACUGGUCUUCAGUGUAAGCCAUGGUGUUAAGCCGGAGAAGACUGCCAUAUAAAAAAAGUUGCCCAUUACUUAGGGGAACAGUUACUAUCCCUUAGUCCUAUUUCAUUUGCAUCCUCAGGCAAUGGAUUAUGUUUUUCUCUGUUACUCCACUUAUGUGGGAGGUUCCUCGCUGCAUUCCCAGAGCCCCGAGGAGCCCCUGUUUUUUAUUCUGCCAACAUCAUACCCUCACCUUUUAGCCCCCAUGUCAUAGCAACCACGCCUUUAGAAUGAGGAUGACUUGGUGGGAAAUCCCUUCAGAGCCCGGCAACACCACUCCUGAAUCAGCUUACAAGAACUUACAAGAUACAAAGUGAUCUUUCCCCACCCAAGGCUUUACAGUGCUCCCAGCCCUGGCUGGCCCACUUGUUUCUUACUGUGAUCUUUCUAUUUUCUGAAGAGGCCGUGGCUUUCCAGUAUGGGUUCUCCUGUAUCUUCCCCUGCUUGCCAGUGGAAAAGUGCUCAGUGCAGGAGAACAGAGGGAUUUCGUUCACCCCUUGCCAUUCUGCACUACCAUGUUCCCUUACCUCUUUAUACACCACUAGACUCAUGAUACACUCUCUCUUGUUGCCAUUUGGAAGCAGAUACAGAGCUGUUAGCUCGCAAUUAGGGAAAUUAAUAACUUCUGCAAAUUUUCCUUAACCCUUAAAUAUGCUACCAUCCAUAUAAGCUUUCUCAUCUAUGCACACACUUUUCUCAACUAGUUUUAAGACGUCUCUUGCCAAAAAGGAACUACAGUAUUCGGUAGUAAUACUCCAAAAUGCUAGGGGCCUGAUUCUUCUGUUAUUCUGACAAAGAACUUAUGUAACUUCAUAGCUGUCAGUGGAGUUAUACCUGCAUAAAAUCAGUUUAACAGAAUGGAGCCUAAGACCCUACAUUUUACACUAGCCAUACAGCAGUAUUUUGGGAACUAACUUGUGUUUUUUUAAUAAGGGGGGAAGAGUUUCUCUCCCACACUUUCUAACUGACCCCACCUAUAACUAGCAGUUGCUAACACAAUGUAAAAUAUAUUAAGCAUCAUUUCUAAUGGGCAGCCCCUUGUCUUAAGCCACCACUUAAAAUUACCCACAGGGCUUUCUUGUACAGUAUUUGGUCAAACAUUAACCCUCAGUCUCUACUAGGCCACCAUUUUAUGCUGGUCCCGUGAGUGAUGGGUUAGACAGAACUUGCUGCAGUCUGUUCUGAUACCUUAUUGAAGAACAGUUGAAGGUUACCAGUGACAAUUGUUCAGAGUGAGUUGUUGGACAGUGUUCUAUUUAGAAUAUACCUACAAGCACAAAAUGCUGUUUCAUUUAUGGUAGCAGUAGUACUGUGUAUCUCUUCUACUCACAAUUUAAAUCUGUACUGUGCUCUGGUCUCUGUUCAGUUUCUUGUGAUAUAUCAUAGCCCACUGGUAGUUUAUUUAUUUUUAUUCGUCUACUGGAAAAAUUAACAUGGGGGAUACAUCGAAAUACAAUGUGAGGUAGAGGCAUUUUUCCAACAAGGCAAGUACCACAACUGAAGAGUGCCUUUGACUAGAGUGUGUCAU